CAACGUGCUUAAACGAAACUGAAUGUGGAAACUCUCGAACAAUUUGUUUGUCCGUUUUAAGCAUCCGCUUUUAAAACGUGCAACUUUACAGAUAUGGCGGCUGCCAGCAAUCUGUUGUCAGAGGAGAGGUUCCUGUGUUCUAUCUGUCUGGAUGUGUUUACUGAGCCAGUCUCAACGCCGUGUGGACACAACUUUUGCCGUGCAUGUAUCCACAAGUACUGGGACAACAGUGACACUCACCUGUGUCCAUUGUGCAAAAGGACAUUUUCCACAAGACCUAAACUCCAAGUCAACACUAUGGUGUCGGAGUUAGCAGGUGAGUUUAAGAAGUUAGUUCAAGUCAAAGCCUCAUCUCCAGACCCACAACUUGCAGUAGACGUUCUUUGUGAUAUCUGCUCUGAGAUAAAGGAGAAGGCAGUGAAAUCUUGCCUGAUGUGCCUUACUUCUUUCUGUGAAAGGCACCUUGAGCCACAUCAGAGAGUUGCUGGUCUCAAGAGCCACACAUUGUUAGACCCAUUGAGGAAUCUUGAUGAUAAGAUGUGCAAGACACACAACAAGAUAACAGAACUGUACUGUAGGGAUGACCAGACCUGUAUUUGUGUCUUGUGUCUCAGAACCGAUCACAAGAGUCACUAUGUUGUCCCACUCGAGGAAGAAUAUGAAAUGGUGAUGACAAAAAAAGAUGAGGCAAUGGCAAAUAUCCAAAAGCUGAUCCAAUCCCGGUCUGAGAGGAUAGCUGAGAUUGAAAACUCACUGAAUGCCUGCCAGAUAGAAACUGACAAGGAGAAAGAAGCCAGCAUGCAGGUGUUCACUGACUUGAUACGCUCCAUUCAAAGAAGCCAUGCCGAGCUUGAUGAGGUGAUUGAGGAGAGGCACAGAGAAACAAAGCAAAAAGCUGAAGCUUUUCUCAAAGAACUGAGGAUGGAAAUGACUGAACUCAAAAGCAGAAGUAGCCAGCUGGAGCUGCUGUCACAGUCUGAGGAUCACCAUCAUUUUCUCCAGAGUUUCCCAACCUUGACCUCACCUUUAAACAAGGACUGCACCAACAUUGGACUUCAGUAUGACCUGUCUUUUGAGGCAGUGAGAGGAGCUGUGGCUCUGCUGAAACAAAGAGUUGAUGAAAUCAUGGAAAAGCUUCCUGAGAUCAAAAUGAAAAGAAUGAGAGAACAUGCAGUGGACUUGACUCUUGACCCUGACACAGCACAUUGCUCACUUGUCAUGAGUCAAGAUGGAAAACAGGUCGCAGAUGAAGACACCAAACUGGAACUUCCCGACAAUCCAAAGAGAUUUAAAAAGUUUCCAGAGGUUUUGGCAAAGGAGGGAUUCACAACUGGGAAGUUUUACUUUGAGGUGCAGGUGAAAGGAAAGACUAAUUGGAUUGUUGGAGUGGUCAAGGAGUCUGUAGAUAGAACGGGAGACGCGAAGCUGUCAGUUAAAGAUGGUUUUUUGACCUUUAGGUUGAAUGAGGGCAAAUAUAGAGCAUCUCAAAACACUGCUACAAUCACACUGAAAGAAAAGCUUCAGAAGGUGGGCAUCUUUGUGGACUAUAAUGAGGGAGUGGUUUCUUUCUAUGAUGUAGAUUCUAAAUCACAUGUGUAUUCUUUCACUGGCUGCCAUUUCACAGAGAAACUUUAUCCAUACUUCUUCCCUGGGAAUAAUGACAGUGGAAGAAACUCUGCCCCUCUCAUUAUAACACCUGUACCUCAACCAUACUAGUUUUGUUCUUUUUGGUCCUCCUUUAGGGUUCACAGGGAAAUUAAAAUUGGUCUCCAUUACUACACUCAAAAUCUGUCCUUAAAGUAUUAACAGCAACCGCCAAACGUUACAUGACAUUGGCCUGUUUAAUAUGGAAAAAUAUUGUCUGAUAUAUGCAUGGAUAUUCAAAAGAAAUGAUAUUACAUCAUCAGUUCUGUUAUGUUAGAUGUGAAGUAAUGAUACUAGUGUUGUACAAUAGUAUUGUGUCAUCCUGUCAAAUUACAAUGGAUAACGUUAUCAAUGUCAUAAGAUAAUGUAGCUUUAAUUUGUCAAGGUAUUUUGUUGCUUGUGUGUUGUUGAAUUAUAUGCACAUUUUAAUUGUUGAAAUAUUUACUUGUAAUUCACAGUGGUGUGGAGUGAAGAGCAGUUGUGCAUUUGACAACUGGGGCUGAAUAAACUACAC
Messenger RNA from Seriola dumerili (greater amberjack), 2158 nucleotides. Its product is annotated as E3 ubiquitin-protein ligase TRIM39-like. The record is from RefSeq and is a predicted model, not a curated record. Gene Ontology annotation, molecular function: protein binding; ubiquitin-protein transferase activity; zinc ion binding. The transcript is spliced from 2 exons. Gene Ontology annotation, biological process: protein ubiquitination. Bases 94 to 1716 code for a protein of 540 amino acids. Lineage: Eukaryota; Metazoa; Chordata; Actinopteri; Carangiformes; Carangidae.